GUUUCUAGAAACUGAACAACUGACAUGUUUCGUGUAAACAGAGAAAAUAUUUUUGUGCUAGCCGCCAGCGGACAUUUAAAUACAUUUACACCUGUAAUUUGCUGCAUACGUUAGGAGACGGCCCAGCCAUGUGCACUCCCAUAGUUGACAUGGAAAAAAUAGCCAGAGACCACGCGCGGGCCAUGCUGCCAGCAGAAGUAAAGAAAUACGCAGACAAGGUCCCCAUCUACGACUGGACAACAAUGGACGUCUAUUACGGACCGACCCAGUACAAACGAAAAGACGUGGUGCCCCAGCCCAAGGUUCACGUGCUGUAUUGCGCCAACCUAUCCAACAACACGGGCUCCGAGCAGUGCUACUCCCUGACCAACGAGAGGUACACCCUCUCCAGGUGCAAGAUCACCUACCAGAGGAACUUCAAGUACGGCGGCAAAUGCGGCGUCUCCGCGGAGCUGCCCGGCGUCAAGACUGGCAUGAAAGCUGACUUCACAGGGGAGGUGACCAAGUCUAAGGGAUCUGACGUGGAGAAGGAGCAGAAGUUGAUCUGGUCAGUUAACAGCAGGUUGAGGGUCAAGCCCAACCAGACAGCCAAGGUAGAGAUGGUCGUCAAGGAGCAGGAAUUCAACGGGGACUUUGAGCAGCUCUGCACGUUUGAUGGCUUCGUGACGCUGAUGUACGUCAACAAAAAAGACCGCGAGCCCAUCGUGUUCCUAGAGCUGACGGCUGCCGACAUACUGACCAGCUGCCACGGGUUUCACCCUGACCAUGACGGCAAGCCGACCUUUGUCAUGAAGGGCACGUGUUCAUGCAGGAUGGCCGUGGAGCAGAGCAUUUAUGUGUCAGAGUCGUCGUCGGUCUAGUCUUAGUCCAGUUUUAGUCCAGUCUAGGUCCAGUUUUAGUACAGUCUAGGUACAGUUUUAGUACAGUCUAGGUCCAGUUUUAGUACAGUCUAGGUCCAGUUUUAGUACAGUCUGUGUCCAAUCUAGAUCCAAUUUUAGCAGUCUUUGUCCAAUCUAGGUCCAGUUUUAGUACAUUCUUUGUCCAGUCUAGGUCCAGUUUUAGUGUAGUCUUUGACCAGUUUAUGUCCAGUUUUAGUACAGUUUUUGUCCAGUUUUAGUCUAGUUAGUUUUUGUUCAGUUUUAGUUCAAUAUUUGUCCAGUUGUAGUCCAGUCUUAAUCAAGUCCAUUCUUUGUACAGUCUUUGUUCAGCCCAUUCAUAGUUCCAGGUUUAGACAACUCACGUGUCUAGGUUUAGACCAUUCA
Molecule: messenger RNA, 1262 nt
Organism: Physella acuta
Lineage: Eukaryota; Metazoa; Mollusca; Gastropoda; Physidae
Source: RefSeq, a predicted model, not a curated record